UUCAUUUUCUAAAACAUUCAACCAAACAGCCCCCUUCACUGUCUUUUUUUUUUUGCCAAUGUUAAUGGAGUGGUUUUCAUGCAUAACUGAGGUGCCAUUUAGGUGUGGAGACUGGGUUUUUGCUGCAAUGAAACAUCUUCCAAUUGGCUUCUUCAUUAGUGUGUUCAAAAGAACUUUCUUUGCUGCUUCUACCUGCACUUUUGCAUUAGGAGGAUCUAUGGUGGGAACAGUAGUUGGAGCAAUGAAAGGACAAACAACAGAAACUGGGUUUUUGAGAGGAGCUGGAAUUGGUGCAGUUGCAGGUGCAAUCACAGCGGUUCAGUUACUGGAAUCAUUGGUGGAUGGGGAGUCAUUAUCAAAGGUAGCUUUAUUAGUUAGCUUAGUAAAUGGGAAGGUGUUCAUUGAAUGGGUGAGUCCAGCAGUGUUGAAAGCUUACCAAUGGCAAGUAAGUAGUAACUCAGUUGAACCAACAUAUAGAGAAAUCUCAGACAUUUAUGAUGUAAAUGGAGCAAAAGGCUUGUCCAAACAUUGCAUUCAAAGGCUUCCACUACAUCAGUUUCGUUCCAGUGAUGACAUCAUCAUCAAAUCAAUGGAGGAACCUUGUUGUUCAAUUUGCUUACAGGGUUUAAAGGAAGGAGAAAUGGGCAGAAAUCUGCCAAGAUGUGGCCAUAGCUUCCACUUGAACUGCAUAGAUGAAUGGCUAAGCCGACAAGGGACUUGUCCCAUGUGUAGAGAACAUGUUCUUAAUGAUGCUUCUCACCAAUUGUAAAUCAUCAAAAUUUUGGUUUACCACCAACAAGAAAAUAUGGUGAAUUUUUUUUUUUUGUGGAAAUGAAACUGGAUGUGGGAGAUGAUGCAAAGAAAGAAAAAAAGAACAGUUGUAUUUAUAGAUCAUUGAAUUUGAAACCUCUGAUUUGAGCA
Molecule: messenger RNA, 921 nt
Organism: Gossypium raimondii (Peruvian cotton)
Lineage: Eukaryota; Viridiplantae; Streptophyta; Magnoliopsida; Malvales; Malvaceae
Product: NEP1-interacting protein-like 1
Exons: 4
Coding region: 59-769 (236 amino acids)
Source: RefSeq, a predicted model, not a curated record